AUGAUAUUGAAAAAAGCAAAAAGUACAACAUUGGAUGACUCAUCGAAUGAAGCAUUACUUUGUCAAAUUGAUUGGCGAAGUGAAUGUUUGCAGGAAAGAUUGAAACUUACACGGUGUGUUAAUGAACGAAUGCGAAUAUCGGAAUUGUUGAUUGUUAGUUUGAUCGAAGCAUAUGAGAUUGCUGCCCAAUGUAUGGCAACAUUUUCAGCGGCCAAAUUGAAGCAACGCAUCGAUGGUUUAUGCUCAAUGAUUAGUGAUUAUUUGCGCAAUUUUUCUGAAUUGAAUAAAAUAUCAUUGGUAAUCGAAGAAGGUAUCGAAUUAUUAAGGCUUAUCUAUAAUGAAGCAAAAGAUGAAUUUGAUGCAAUCGUGCAAAAUAAAUCAAAAAAUGAAAAUGAGGGAAAAAAUUUAAUGGUAAUAAUGAACGAAAUCAAUCUUGUCUUGCAACAUUGUGGUUGGUGUGAUGUAACCUUUAUUAAUAAGGAAGAAAUGAAAUCAAGUAAUAUCACAAAUGCAUGCACUGAUUCUAAUAGAGCGAUCGAUCAGAGUAAUAUAUCAGCGAAUGAUUUAUCAUCAUCCGAUGAUCUCGACCAUGAUGAUAUCAUUGAGGCACGCUUUUAA
Molecule: messenger RNA, 618 nt
Organism: Acanthocheilonema viteae
Lineage: Eukaryota; Metazoa; Nematoda; Chromadorea; Rhabditida; Onchocercidae
Source: the annotation of a GenBank genome assembly